Messenger RNA from Scophthalmus maximus (turbot), 1889 nucleotides. RefSeq names its product PRA1 family protein 3. The transcript has 3 exons. The record is from RefSeq and is a predicted model, not a curated record. Gene Ontology annotation, biological process: negative regulation of transport. Gene Ontology annotation, cellular component: membrane. Bases 149 to 727 code for a protein of 192 amino acids. Lineage: Eukaryota; Metazoa; Chordata; Actinopteri; Pleuronectiformes; Scophthalmidae.
UCGGCUUCACCUCGUCGCCGCGGACCGACGGCGGUCAGCUGAUCCGUCAGACUCGUCUCCGCGCAGCAGCUGCUCGUGUGUGCGGAUGUUCGUGUGCGUCGCUGCAGUCUGAGCUACACGAGCAAAAACACGCCGAGCGAGAGUCACCAUGGCAGCAGCCAAGAUGGAGCUGGCGCCCCUCAGGCCGUGGGACGACUUCUGUCCCGGCGCGGAGCGAUUCGCCAAACCGGACUUCGGGGACUUGACGAGGUGGAACAACCGAGUGAUCGGCAACCUGCUCUACUACCAGACCAACUACCUGGCGGUGGCCGCGGUGGUUUUCCUCGUCGUGGGGUUCCUGAACCCGUUCGGCAUGUUCCUGGGCGGAGCCGUGGUGGCGCUGGUGUUCGGCGGGUCCGUGUGGGCCGGAGAGAACAAGCCCACCAUCAAGAACUUCAAGAAGAAGAACCCCACCCUGUUCGUCGGCGGGGUCAUGGUCACCAGCUAUUUUGUGCUGUCGCUGUGCGGCGGUGUCAUGGUCUUCAUCUUUGGAAUCACCUUCCCGUUGCUUUUGAUCCUGAUCCACGCCUCUCUGAGACUUCGCAACAUGAAGAACAGACUGGAGAACAAGAUGGAAGGCGUUAGGCUGAAGAAGACGCCGAUGGGCCUCAUCAUGGAGCUGCUGGACCAACAGGAGGAGAAGAUGAACAAGAUCCAGGAUUUCAUCGAGAGCAAACUGAAGGAGUGAGGCUCCAGCCGAGGAAAUUAAAUGUCAUACAGUACGGUUUAUGAUUAUCAUCCCAUGUAUUGAGUUAUUACCCUCCCUGUAUACACAUAAAGUUACUCAAGUUUGCAUUCCUAUACUUUUACUUUAUCCUCUUAUACAUUUGUAUCUGAUAGAUGGUUUGACAGAUGGUUCCGUAUUAUUAAUUAACUUAUUAUAUAAAGUUAACCAAAGGUUUGAGCACUUCUGUGUCUGAACAUGUUCCAAAUACAAAUCAUUUCCCUUGUUGACGAAGCACUUUGAGUAUUUAAAGUUUCUCAUCAAAAAUAAAACUGAAUGUUUCAACACAAUGCAAUUAUUAGAAACCAAUCAUAUUUAUGCUUUAAAAAAGAAAAAAAAAACCUUUCAGUUUGCUACCUCAAAACUAGCAUGUUCAAUUUUGUUGUCUCAGAGAGUAGAACCGACACCGGCUCAACCGUUAUCUGCUUAAUAAACAGCAAUGACUGGCAUAUUGUAACUCCGGGAGCUGAAUGAAUUGUGGCCUGAGGCCAAUGAGCUUCUUGUGUAGAUAUGUUUCUAUUGCCUGACUGAUAAUAAUCCCAGAGUUUUAGAUUUUACCCUCCUCUCAACGUUUUGUGAACACACGGUUCCUGAUCGUACAGGCUGGCCUGAGUGUGUGUCCCCUGACCACAGCUAUGCAAUACUGAAAAAUGAACGGCAGGUGCAGCUUUAUUGUUUGAAUAUUGUCAUGUUAUUAAAAUGUCUGUUAUUUUUCACUUAUCUUUAUUUUCAUACUAUAGCAUGCAGAGAUGUAUUCAAUUGCUGCAGAUCACAGCGUUCUUUACUCUGGCAAUGAGAUAGAAAUUAAAUUUUAAUUUACCACUGUUCCCUCAUCGCUAGUAAAUACUGGACUAGAGAUAUCAUGUUCAUAAAUUAAAGCUGACCUGUAACAUUAGGUGUUUAUCUCACACUGUUGUUUCCUGUUGUGUUUCACACCUCGGCUGCAGGUGGUGCAUGCUAACAUCACAAAUGGCAAUUCAGAGAGUUUGUUUAUGGAUGCAAUAUUCUAUUUAUAUUAUGUCUUUUUUGGGUGUGACUUUUUCAUUGUUGAAGAGUGAUGAUGAAUUCACAGAAGCGGCCAUAAAAAACUACUGUCCUGUGUUACAAAUAAAGAGAACCUAAAAUA